Molecule: messenger RNA, 897 nt
Organism: Rattus rattus (black rat)
Lineage: Eukaryota; Metazoa; Chordata; Mammalia; Rodentia; Muridae
Product: taste receptor type 2 member 8-like
Exons: 1
Coding region: 1-897 (298 amino acids)
Biological process (GO): sensory perception of taste; detection of chemical stimulus involved in sensory perception of bitter taste; G protein-coupled receptor signaling pathway
Cellular component (GO): membrane
Molecular function (GO): G protein-coupled receptor activity; bitter taste receptor activity
Source: RefSeq, a predicted model, not a curated record
AUGUCCAGCCUACAGGAGAUUUUGGUUGUGAUCUUUUCUGUUAUAGAAUUCAUAAUGGGAACUUUGGGAAAUGGAUUUAUUGUACUGAUAAACAGUACUUCCUGGUUCAAGAGUCGGAAAAUCUCUGUAAUUGAUUUUAUUCUCACUUGCUCGGCCAUCUCAAGAAUGUGUGUUUUGUGGACAACAGUUGCAGGUGUCUCUUUCUACAAGGCAUUAUUUUACUCUAAAAGUUUGCAAGUAUUUUUUGACAUUAUCUGGACAGGAUCCAACUAUUUAUGCACAGCCUGUACAACCUGCAUCAGUGUCUUCUACUUGUUCAAGAUAGCCAACUUUUCUAAUCCAAUUUUCAUCUGGGUUAAACAGAGAAUUCAUAAGGUGCUUCUGUCUAUUGUUCUAGGAACAAUCAUCUAUUUCUUCUUAUUUCUCAUUUUUAUGAAAAUAAUAACUAAUUAUUUUAUAUACGACUGGACAAAAUUGGAACAAAACAAAACAUUCACUUUUUUAGAUACUCUAACUGGUUUCUUAGUCUACAAUGUGAUUCUCAUAUUUUUUUUUGCAGUAUCUCUGACAUCGUUUCUUCUUUUAAUCUUCUCUUUAUGGAGUCACCUCAGGAGGAUGAAACUGCAGGGCAUACAUACCAAGGACACAAGCACAGAAGCACACAUAAGAGCUAUGAAAACUAUAGUUUCGUUCCUCUUGUUCUUCAUUAUAUACUAUAUCACCAACACUAUGCUUACUUUUUCACAUCCCGUUCUUGACAAUGUGGUUGUAAAAACUUUCUCUUAUAUCCUAACAUUUACGUAUUUAUCUAUUCAUCCAUUUCUCCUGGUUUUAUGGAACAGCAAAUUGAAAUGGGCAUUCCAGUGUGUAUUGAGAAAGCUAGUGUGUCAUAGUUGA